Molecule: messenger RNA, 1322 nt
Organism: Glycine soja
Lineage: Eukaryota; Viridiplantae; Streptophyta; Magnoliopsida; Fabales; Fabaceae
Product: probable diphthine methyl ester synthase
Exons: 6
Coding region: 222-1058 (278 amino acids)
Biological process (GO): protein histidyl modification to diphthamide
Molecular function (GO): diphthine synthase activity
Source: RefSeq, a predicted model, not a curated record
ACUCGUAACACCGUUGUUCGAAACUUCAAAUCAAAAAAAGCUCAGAGAACCCAUCCCGCCGCCGCCGUGUACUCCGACCGCCACCUCCAUUCGCCGAUGUACUCUCAAUCCCUUGGUAAUUAUUGAUUUCUUCUAUUAUCCUUUGAGUUAAAGUCGAAGGAGUGCGAUUAUUCUGAUUUGAGAAGCAAAAAUACCAAAGAGUGAAGAAAAGAAAAGAAAAAAUGCUGUACAUAAUUGGUUUAGGGUUGGGUGAUGAGCAAGACAUCACUCUCAAAGGCUUGGAAGCUGUGAAGAAGUGCAGCAAGGUUUACAUGGAAGCCUACACUUCCCUCCUCUCCUUUGGUCUCUCCACCAAUGGCAUCUCCAACCUGGAAAAACUAUACGGUAAACCCAUUAUUCUUGCUGACAGAGAAAUGGUAGAAGAAAAGGCUGAUGAAAUUCUCUCUGAAGCUGAUCAUGCCCAUGUUGCUUUCCUUGUUGUUGGGGAUCCUUUUGGGGCUACCACUCACACUGACCUGGUUGUUCGAGCAAAGAAGAUGGCAAUUGAAGUCAAAGUAGUACACAAUGCAUCUGUGAUGAAUGCUAUUGGAGUUUGUGGUCUACAGCUUUACCGUUAUGGGGAGACCGUUUCUAUACCAUUCUUUACAGAGACUUGGAGACCUGAUAGCUUCUAUGAAAAGAUUCAAAGAAACCUAUCAAUGGGACUGCACACGCUUUGCUUGUUAGAUAUUCGUGUGAAGGAACCCACACUAGAAUCUUUGUGCAGAGGAAGAAAAGCUUAUGAACCACCCAGAUAUAUGACAAUAAACACAGCCAUUGAGCAGCUCUUGGAGAUUGUGCAAGCACGUGAAGAACCUGCAUAUACUGAGGAUACCGAGUGUGUUGGGCUUGCACGGCUUGGGAGUGAAGAUCAGAUGAUAGUAGCUGGAACAAUGAAGCAGUUGCAGAUGGUUGAUUUUGGAGCACCUUUGCAUUGCCUUGUUAUAACAGGCCAGACCCAUCCUGUGGAGGAAGAAAUGCUGUAUUUUUACAGAUGCAGGACAUCGAUACAACAUUAAGACAGCAGCACCAGUUUAAUUUAGCAAAAAAGACUUGUUUGUUUCUUUUGAAGGAACCCUUGUAUUUUUGUUCUUCCUGUAAAAACUUUUUGGUUGCUAAUCAGGGCCAAAAUUUAACUAAAUUCAUUGGUGGCUGAAAAAUUAUGGGUAGCGGGCUUUGAAGAACUAGGUUUUGAAAUAUUGUUGUGCAUGCUGCUUAUGGUCUGUUUGGUAGAGGCAAAAGAUGGUAGAAAAGGAGUAAAACGAAUACUAAAAAUUUGUGGA